GGAACAGGAGAGUGUGGGAGGAAGCAGCAACAGCAGCAGAGCUCUGAGGGAGACGGAGGCAGAGUCCGUGGCUCAGAGAGGGCGAGGGGGCAAGCCAAGUUCACAGCUGCGGCUGCUGCUGGGACAGGAAGAGCGGCGACACCGCGUGCCGCGCCAAGGCGAUGGGGUGGCGCGUCGCAGAGCGCAGCAGCCGCGCGCCAACGCUGUGGCUGCUCUUCUUAGCCUCGGCAGGGGGGCCGCUGCUGGCGCGCGCGCUGCCUGGUUCCAAGACGUCGCGAGGCAUCGCGGUCCCCUUUGUCUUCGACCCGCGCGCCGUCUGCAGCCCGCCUUGCCAGCACGGGGGCCUGUGCAUCAGGAACGGCACUUGCUUCUGCUCCAAGGGCUACGAGGGGGAGCUCUGCCAGUAUGCAACUUGUUAUCCCAAAUGUAAAAAUGGUGGGAAGUGUCUCAGACCUGGAAAAUGCAGAUGCCAACCUGGUUAUGGAGGAAGAUAUUGUCAUAAAAUUAGCUGCGAAGGAGGAUGCCAGAAUGGUGGAGAAUGCAUCUCUGUCAAUGGGGUAGUGAAAUGCCUUUGUGCUUCAGGCUGGACAGGAACAAGAUGCCAAGAAGCAAUUUGUCCUCAAGGAUGUUGGAAUGGAGGAAUUUGUUGGGCUCCUGGAAUCUGCAGCUGUGCAACUGGAUGGGUUGGCGGGGCCUGUCAUUUAGCGCUGUGUAAACUACCUUGUCGUCAUGGAGGCAAAUGUGUUGCUCCAGAUGUGUGCAAAUGCCGUUCACCAUAUUCUGGCCUACAGUGUACAAAGAGGAUUAAGCAAUGAAGUGAAAUUGCCUUCUCUUAAAAUUAACUCAAUUAUUUUAAUAAAUAAAUGCUGGGGAAGGGAGAAUUCCAGUGUGAUUCUAAACUAGUUAAAAAAAAAAUCUAACAUGAUAGAAAAGAAAGCACUCCUAUAUUAAAGGGCAAAUAUAGUUUUACAUAUUCCAAACGAUAUUAAAACAGAAGUGUUUUCCAAGUAUAUGUGGAUAAUUUGAUUGCAUGUGUGUACUUUAGGUCUCAUUUUAGCACAUUUAAUAUUAAGUAUUUUAUUUGAAUAAAGCAUUUCCCAAAAAAUA
Messenger RNA from Hemicordylus capensis (graceful crag lizard), 1107 nucleotides. Its product is annotated as wnt inhibitory factor 1-like. Gene Ontology annotation, biological process: anatomical structure development. The transcript is spliced from 5 exons. Bases 162 to 815 code for a protein of 217 amino acids. Gene Ontology annotation, molecular function: signaling receptor binding. Gene Ontology annotation, cellular component: extracellular region; cell surface. The record is from RefSeq and is a predicted model, not a curated record. NCBI's taxonomy places the organism in Eukaryota, Metazoa, Chordata, Lepidosauria, Squamata, Cordylidae.